AUGGCGGCUUCGGCCGCCGCUUCAGUCCUCCGAUUCUCUCCUUCCAUCCUUCCCAGUCUUCCCCAUGACCCUCUACCAGCGGUUCGCGUGCCAACAAAGGCCUACUGGGUGGAAAAGGCGGCCCUCGAAGGCCGCCAAGUCUGUCAUAUCAAGCCAGAUCCUCAUGGCGGUGACGACGCCCCUGCCAUUCUCGAGGCGUUCAACCACAAAUGCCGAUACAAGAGCAUCAUUAUCCUGCCAGGUCCUCUGUAUCACAUCAACACGCCGAUGAACACUACCAGCCUGGAGGACGUUUUUAUCGAGCAGUAUGGACGUCUCCUAUGGUCCAACGACGUCGACUACUGGCUCUCCGCAUCGAUGCCCAUCAACUUUCAGAAUCAGAGCACAGUCUGGAAUUUCGGUGGUGACCGUGUUGUCUGGCAGGGUCAUGGCUCCGGCACCAUGGACGGCAACGGCCAGGUCUGGUAUGACUGGGCGCGAGGCCGCGGCAACCUCGCGCACCGUCCGAUGAACAUCAACAUCAAGGGACUUCGCGACUCGGUGCUCAAGGGCCUGCGCUUCGUGCAGUCCCAGAUGUGGACAAUGACAAUCCAGCACUCCUCGCACGUGCUGCUCGAAGAUAUCUAUGUCAACAGCACGUCGCGUUCUGAGUACAACACACUCAACACAGACGGCGCUGACACGAUGUACUCGGAUCACAUCACGUUUCGGCGUUGGCGUGUUGCCAAUGGCGAUGACGCCAUUGCCCUCAAGGCCAACUCGACCAAUAUCUCUGUGUACGACUCCGAGUUCUGGCACAGCACGGGCAUCGCCGUGGGCUCCGUGGGCCAGUUCGUCGGUCAGCACGAGCACAUUGAGAACUUUCAUGUCCGCAACGUCACCAUGCACAACGUCAGCCGGGCGUGUCACUUUAAGACGUGGACAGGGCGGCAGCUCGGGUACCCGCCCAACGGCGGCGGAGGCGGGACGGGCCACGCGCGAAACAUCGUGUUCGAGGACAUCACGCUCGACGGGACGCGUGCGACACCGCUGCACAUAUGGCAGUGCGAGUCGUACAACGGACACGCCGGCCAGGAGUGCGACACUUCCCGGUUCAAGAUCUCAGAUGUCCUCUGGCGGCGGUUCAAGGGAACGACAGGCGCGGGAGUUGAUAGAGCAGGGUGGUUCAGGUGCAGCGCCGGAGCGGGCGGCUGUAGCAACGUGACGAUUGAAGAUUGGGAUGUUCGGACUGCGGGCAGAAACAGCCUUCUGAACAAGUGGUACUGCGAGAACGUCAGCGACAAUGUUGGGUUUCGUUGCGAGGGUGGGGGAGAGAAAGGUCCCAGUGCGAGGGUGCCUUUUGAAGACAAGGAAUGGACCCAGGCGGAACUUUAG
This is a messenger RNA of Verticillium alfalfae VaMs.102, 1374 nucleotides long. RefSeq names its product exo-rhamnogalacturonase B. Gene Ontology annotation, biological process: carbohydrate metabolic process. Gene Ontology annotation, molecular function: polygalacturonase activity. Bases 1 to 1374 code for a protein of 457 amino acids. The transcript has a single exon. NCBI's taxonomy places the organism in Eukaryota, Fungi, Ascomycota, Sordariomycetes, Glomerellales, Plectosphaerellaceae. The record is from RefSeq and is a predicted model, not a curated record.